Messenger RNA from Trematomus bernacchii (emerald rockcod), 2220 nucleotides. RefSeq names its product platelet-activating factor acetylhydrolase, isoform Ib, gamma subunit (gene pafah1b3). The coding region runs from base 327 to 998 and encodes 223 amino acids. NCBI's taxonomy places the organism in Eukaryota, Metazoa, Chordata, Actinopteri, Perciformes, Nototheniidae. The record is from RefSeq and is a predicted model, not a curated record. The transcript has 5 exons.
UGAAUCUGAAUUGGGAGAUGACGGUUUUUUGAUUUCAUGGUAGCCUAUGUUCAGUAAUAUCUUUAAAUGUAGCCUUAAUAUAAAGCUCUGCCUUUUCCCUUUCGCACCGUAUAGGUUUGCAUAAGGUUGACAACAAUCUGUGUUGCUGUGACCAGUAUCUCUCUGUUAAACCACAUCUAUCUUGUCUUUCAGCAAGUAGGCUAGCUACCUUUGCUAAUUCUUCCAACCUCCUUAGAUUUAGCAAUUAUAGCUGCAGACGUUUGAUUAAUCGAUUAGUUUUCCGUACCAAAAACACUACGUGACUGCUAGCUUACACAGAUAGAGUCAUGAGUGCAGAAGACUCAAACCCAGCCGCCACACCCACUCUCCGUGAGGACAUCGAGGGAGAUGCACGAUGGAUGUCUUUGCACAACCGCUUUGUUUCUGACAGCAAAGACAAAGAACCUGAUGUCCUGUUUGUUGGAGACUCUCUAAUUCAGCUCCUGCACCAGUUUGGGAUAUGGAGGCAGCUGUUCUCUCCUCUCCAUGCCCUCAAUUUUGGGGUGGGUGGUGAUGCAACACAACAUGUGCUGUGGAGACUGAGCAACGGCGAGCUGGAUAACAUCAGCCCAAAGGUUGUAGUGCUGUGGGUGGGCACUUUCAAUUAUGCCCAUACUCCUGAACAGAUCUGUGGAGGCAUCAUGGCUAUUGUCCAAGUCAUCAAGAACAAGCUCCCCAAUUCCCGCACUGUAGUACUCGGUUUACUGCCUAGAGGUAAAUCGCCAAACCUUCGCCGGGAGCGAAACGCCGCUGUGAACCAGCUGGUGCAAGAGGCCGUGACCUCCCUCCCCCACGCCUCUUUCCUCAACGUGGACCCAGGCUUCGUCCACUCCAACGGCAGCAUCUCCCAUCAGGACAUGUAUGAUUACCUUCACCUGACCCCCCAGGGCUUCCAGGCUGUGUGCGACCCCCUGCAUGCCCAUCUGAAGACCAUGCUAGAGAAGCCUGCUGAGAACUGAGCAGCCAGGGCACAAAGUCACAGAAGGUGGUCCUCAUCCCUGUUUCCAGAGAACAGCACUCCGCUUAUUAACACCAUCAAUGAUCAAUAUAAUUAAUUAUUUGGGCCUAAGAGCUGUACACAUUAUUAACACAUUAAGUCCUCUCCAUGGUGGUUGAUGACCACUGUUACAGAUUAUGGGACCAUAGAGUUUUUGUUGUGGUAAUGAUACAGUCAGAAAUGUAACAUGCUGUGCUGUAAAGAAACAAAGUCUUGCCUUUACUCCCGUUAAACAUCUGAUCCACUAGCUUUUGAUUGUCAAAGUUUUUUCUCAUAGUAGAAUAUUCACAUUCCUCUGACACAUGGUAAAUAUGAGUGAAUACGAUCAGAGCCAGACAGUGAAAGGAAAUCUGAAUGCUGGAAGACAGCGUUAUGGAUAAAUACAUCCAGAUGUCUAUUGGUUGAAAUGAAACUUUUAAAAAGACGCAGCAACUUUUACUCCAAUGAAGAUAGGUCAAAACAUUAGUUGCUGUUCCUUAUUUAAAGCUUUAUAACUGGGUUCUCCAGUUUUCACUUAAAACUCUCUAGAGACAUACAAGGCCUAAUUUACGUUAGAAUAUGGACGGAUAUAACAUUUUCUGAAAAAAUAAACAAUGAUAAAAUGCAUUGCCCAUCUGAGGCUACUGGAACAGGAACUAAUUGAAACGGGUUGCCAGUAUAUGUCUGGUUAAAAAAAAAUGAGAUACAAUACUGCCCUUACCAGAAAACUGCUGUAAUUUGCCAUUUCGGUUCCAUGAGUUACAUUCAUUUGCCAAUAGCUUUAUUUACUCCAUGGUGAUGUCUGGUGUCUUUUGUAUAUGUUCAUUUGAAUGACCAAAUGUUUUUUCAUUGACUAUAACUAUGUUUACUUGCCUUUUACCAUGUGACUUGUCUCAUUAUUGUCUUUGCACCUUUUUUGCUUCACCUAUUGUAACAUUAACAUAUUUUGCGAUGAGAGGCUGUGUCUUGUUUCAAACAUAAAUGUAUUUAAGUAGGUUGUGAAGUUGUAUACAUAUAUCUAAAAAUUGCUUGUGCUUCAAGUGUAACCUCAACUGCGACAUUAUGAUCAAUCAGAUCAUUUAAAAAGGCUUUACACUAAAACGCUUCUGAGCCUCUUAUAUGAGGGUUGUGCUACAGACCUUGAAAUUAUGCUUCAGGAUUUCUGACUGUAAGUGAUGAAAGAAUGCAUUAAAUAUGAAAAAUUG